AUGAUUGGCUUCGUGCACAUGCAGGCUACGGAGAUUAUCGAGGGCAGUGAGCCACAGCAAUGGUAUCUCUGGGCCCGCGACCAGGCCUUAGACGUUCGCGCUCUCAGCCAAAAUGCGUCGACAUCAUUCAUAUUCGGCCUGAUGGGGGAAACAGGUGAAGCCCAUCCAUGGCUUCCAAAAUUCAUGCGCAAGCUCAAAGUCUGGAAAGAAGACGGCGAAUACAAUGAAGCAGACGAGCGUUCAUCACUACUUCCUAAAGACGCCAACGGCACUCAAGACCCUGAGACCCCCCAAGAUGAGGUCAAAGGGAGGUCAACAACUAGGCUUGUGUGGGAAGAGUUCAAGAUACUCCUUCGUGGCUCCAUCCCCGUCAUCCUUGCCUACACCCUUCAGAUGUCCCUCCAGACUAUAUCCGUCGUCAUCGUCGGCCGUUCCUCGCCUCAUGACCUCUCAGUGGCAGCAUUCUCGUACAUGUUCGCCAUGUGCUCGGGAUGGCUGAUAGCUUUGGGCGGUACCACGGCAAUGGACACAAUAGCCUCUGCAACCUUCACAGGUAGCAAAGAUCCUCACGAUCUAGGCAUCGUCCUACAAAGAGCCUUCAUCGUCCUUACACUUUUCUUUAUUCCUAUCGCCGUGCUCUGGGCUUGUGCGGAGCCCUUCUUCCUUGCUCUUGGCCAGAACCCCGAUCUGAGUCGUGACAGCGCUCGCUUUCUCUGGUGUUUAAUGCCAGGUGCCCUCGGCUAUAUCUAUUUCGAGUGUAUGAAAAAAUUCUUGCAGGCACAAGAAAUCAUGCGGCCCGGGACCUACAUCCUCCUCAUCACCUCCCCUUUGAACGCCCUCCUCAAUUAUCUCUUCAUCUACCCCUUGAACCUUGGACUACUUGGUGCCCCCUUCGCCACUAGCAUUUCUUACUGGCUCUCUUUCCUCGGUCUCGUCGCAUACACUCGUUUCGUUUCUGGUUCUCAACACUGGGGCGGAUGGACCACCCGCUCGUUCAGGCCAUUUCACAAUAUCGUCACCUUCGCUCGCCUCGCGGCGCUAGGUUUCAUUCAUGUUGGGACAGAAUGGUGGGCGUUCGAGAUUGUUGCGCUUGCUGCUGGGCGAUUGGGCCCUCUGCCAUUGGCUGCGCAGAGCGUGAUUAUGACUGCGGAUCAAGUCAUGAAUACUAUACCUUUUGGCGUUGGAGUCGCGGCGAGCGCCAGGGUAGGAAACCUCUUGGGAGCAAAAAGUGCAAAGGGAGCCGCAAGGGCAGCCAAUACGGCCGCCUGGCUUUCAAUCUUCCUUGGAGCGGUAGUUCUGGUGAUACUGAUGGGAACGAAAAACGUCUUUGCCAAGAUUUUCAACGACGAUCCGGCUGUGGUGAAAUUGACGUCUGAAGUUCUACCUUUUGUGGCAUUGUUCCAAAUUAGCGAUGGUUUGAAUGGGAGUUGUGGGGGCAGUUUGAGGGGCAUGGGUAGGCAGCAUAUUGGGGCUGCAGUGAACAUUGUCAGCUACUACUGCGGGGCUUUGCCUUUGGGGGUCUGGCUGGCUUUCCAUGGAUGGGGAUUGAAAGGUCUAUGGGUUGGGCAAUGCAUUGCGCUCUACUGCGUCGGAAUAUUAGAGUGGGCUAUUGUGGCCUUCAGUGACUGGGACUACGAGGUGAAAAAAUGCUUCGAACGAAUGGACCAUGACGAUGACGAGGACAACGCAAUCGACAAUGGGGAGAGUCACGAGCGGAGAGAUUAA
Messenger RNA from Bacidia gigantensis, 1725 nucleotides. RefSeq lists its product as uncharacterized. Gene Ontology annotation, molecular function: antiporter activity; xenobiotic transmembrane transporter activity. Gene Ontology annotation, biological process: xenobiotic detoxification by transmembrane export across the plasma membrane. Lineage: Eukaryota; Fungi; Ascomycota; Lecanoromycetes; Lecanorales; Ramalinaceae. The coding region runs from base 1 to 1725 and encodes 574 amino acids. The record is from RefSeq and is a predicted model, not a curated record. The transcript has 3 exons. Gene Ontology annotation, cellular component: membrane.